This is a messenger RNA of Lottia gigantea (owl limpet), 2502 nucleotides long. RefSeq lists its product as hypothetical. Gene Ontology annotation, cellular component: membrane. Gene Ontology annotation, biological process: G protein-coupled receptor signaling pathway; cell surface receptor signaling pathway. Bases 1 to 2502 code for a protein of 833 amino acids. The transcript is spliced from 2 exons. The record is from RefSeq and is a predicted model, not a curated record. Lineage: Eukaryota; Metazoa; Mollusca; Gastropoda; Lottiidae. Gene Ontology annotation, molecular function: G protein-coupled receptor activity.
AUGGUUGACACUAGCCUGAAUACAGUGUCUAUCCUUGGAUUAAUUCUUAGUGUGGCUUUCCUUGAAGGUCAUCUUAUAACAGACUUGGUGCUGGAAGAUUGUGCUGAACCUUCCUGCAAGGGACGUUGUUUCCAAGAGAGAUUCAAUGCAAGUGCUAACGUAUUUCAAUGCAGAUGUGAUUUAAAUUGCUCUGUCUAUCAGGACUGUUGUUAUGAUUAUAAUGAAACCUGUACUCACAUCCAAGCCUCUACUGAACCUUUAGAGAUACAACCCAACACGGAUCUCGAAAUUUUGCUCAUAAACGAACAUUUGACUUGUAAUUCAUUAAUAAUAAUACAUAAUGUGAGAAGGGCUCAUUAUUGGAUGAUUGGGAAAUGUCCAAAGAAUUACCCUCAGGACAAGCUUAAAAUGCGCUGUGAAGAUGUUGAAGCCCAUCCUUACUCAAAGGUUCCUGUAACAGCAGCAGUGACCAAGCGGCACUUUCGUAAUAUAUAUUGUGCAUUUUGUCAUGAAGGAAUCUCUUUCAGGAGGAGCAAGUACAUCUUCUGGAAAUCUGAUAUAUUUUGCAAAGAUAACUAUUCCCAAGUCACUUUCUCAGAUAUCUCUAAGAAGUUGGAAAACGGUAAAUGUUCAGUACGUUUAGUAUUACCAAACGAUAUGCAUAAUCUUAGAUCCUGUUUACCACUGUCUGUUAGUCAAGCAUGUCAUAACCACACUGGUCUCACCAGCUCAGACUGCCAAUCCCAUCAAAGAGUUGUUUGGCAUCCAACUUCACAUAGGCUGUUCAAGAACCCUAGUUGUGCAAGUUGUGAAGGCAUUGCUGGUAAAAUCUCUUCAGGCGUUCAUAACUGCGUACAGAAGUAUAGAAUAAGCAGUUUUUGGCCUUCCACUGGCGGCGUCAUGUUCAAUUUCGACUUCAGUGGAGCCACGUUAAAUUCGGAUGGAAGGGUUCUAGUUCCUCAUAUUCAAUCUUGUAAAAUUGAUGAAGUGUACGAUGAAGUAUUUGAUUUAUGUAGUAGAUUGUAUUGCCCGUCAGGAUUUGCACCUAUUAAUGGAAACUGUGUCACACGCCGGAAAAUGCACGAGGGAAGUUUUAUUAUUAGUAUAGGAUAUAAUGAUUCGGGAAAUGUUAACGACACUGAGAAAUUAGUUCAACGAUUAGAGACAGAGCUAAGUUAUUACAGCUCUAGUUGGCAUACCAGGAAGCAAAAGGAUUAUUUGAUUCAUAUACGGUUCCGUUCCAAUUUCUCUGUCUCUAUUUUGCUGACGUCAGUUAUGGAAGUAAUAACACAGUUUGGGAUUGGAACAAGUGACUCAAUAAUAAAUUUAAUGUUUGGAACAUCUGGAUCUUGUAGAAAUAUUACUCGGAUCGAAUCAACCAGUGACUUUCUGGAAUUCAUGGCAAAUAAAAGCGAUAAUGUAAAUUUUAGAGCAAUUCUCAUUCCCAUCGAAAACCAAAGUGUAGAAAUUUGCUACCAUAGAACGAUGCCGAACUGUACGUCUAUCAAGUAUGAAGAAGGCCAAUUCUCUGUACACAAUGAUACAGUUCAGAUCAGCGACUCCGGGCAACUGUAUUCCGAGGAUGAAUUUGUCAUUUACAAAAAUUCGGUGUAUAUUUGUAGAAACCUGAGUAGGUAUUACACUGAUAUGUUAUGGGAAAAAUUCUUCAGUGUAACAAUCGAUUCAACGCUUUCUGCUGUUGUAGUUGGCGUAUCGAUAACAUCAUGUUUGAUGACGCUCCUUGCUUAUUUGGUCCUUCCGCAUCUUAGGAAUGGUCCUGGGAAAAUCAUCAUGUCCAUGACACUAUCAUUGCUUCUCGCUCAGUCUUUUGGAAGAAUUUUCCAAUUGCUUACAGACCCAACGAAUUGCUCUAUAUUUGGAGCUAUCACUCACUCAUUGUGGUUAUCUGUUUUUCUGUGGACAAGCGUUAUGAUGGUAGACAUUGCCAGAUCAAUGCGUAUUUCUGGACAAACUGUCACGGCUACAACAAAGUAUGUAAUUUAUGCUGCGAUGGCUUGGCUGUUGCCAGCGUUAGUCGUAGCAUUAUUAUCCACUUUAGAUGGACUUGAUGUUGCAUACUUCGGCUAUGGGUACUCUUAUGGUAAUAAUUGCUGGAUUAUAGAUCCAAAUCUAGCAUUUUAUACCGUAGGUAUACCAAUGAUACUCUGUAUGAUUAUUAAUACCAUUGGAUUUAUCAUUAUAAUUGCAGCAUUGAUUCCCAAAGCUAAAGUUUUAGGUAAAACAGUGUUAAUGAGCAGAAAACGGCAACUAGCGAAGAUAUUUUUCAAAUUGUCUAUGAUAAAUGGCGGCACUUGGUUUAUAUUAUUAUUGGCAAAUUUGACGCAGCUGGAAUUUAUGUGGUAUCUUAAUGUUCUUUUCAAUGGACUGUCUGGCUUGUACAUAUUCCUAAGUUUCGUUUGCAAUAAGAAAGUUUUGACAGCAUUGAAAGAAAAAUGUCUCCUACGAUCUAGAAGUCAGACUUUGUAUACAACUCAUUCAUGA